Paracoccidioides brasiliensis Pb18 is the source of this 1275-nucleotide messenger RNA. RefSeq names its product proteasome regulatory particle lid subunit RPN6. The transcript has 2 exons. Gene Ontology annotation, biological process: ubiquitin-dependent protein catabolic process. The coding region runs from base 1 to 1275 and encodes 424 amino acids. Gene Ontology annotation, cellular component: proteasome regulatory particle, lid subcomplex. Gene Ontology annotation, molecular function: protein binding; structural molecule activity. The record is from RefSeq and is a predicted model, not a curated record.
AUGGCAGCUGGCCCUGAUGACGCAAGUCUUCUGGCAGAAGCCAAGAACCUCGUAAAGACAGAUCCCGCGAAAGCAGAGUCGCUGUAUCAGAAGAUAUUGUCUAAAGGUGUAGGGUCUACUGAAGCUGCCUCGCGCGAUUAUGAAGCUGCUCUUGUUGGGUUGGGGGAGCUGUAUCGGGAUGAGAGAAAACCAACUGAACUUGCGCAGCUCCUUAAAACCAGCACAUCAGCUUUCUCCUCCUUUGCCAAAGCAAAGUCCGCCAAAUUAGUCCGACAACUUCUUGAUUUCUUUUCUGCCAUCCCUAAUACCCUUGACAUCCAGAUACAAGUCAUCAAGUCCUGUAUAGAAUGGGCAGUAUCGGAACGACGAUCGUUCCUCCGCCAGAACCUCGAGACACGGCUUGUCACCAUAUACAUGCAAAAGCAAUCAUACUACGAUGCCCUCACGUUAAUCAACUCCCUCCUCCGCGAACUCAAACGCCUGGAUGACAAGCUCGUGCUGGUGGAAGUCCAACUCCUGGAAUCCCGCGUCUACCACGCUCUAGGGAACCAACCAAAAGCCCGUGCCGCAUUGACCUCAGCCAGAACCUCAGCAGCGUCCGUCUACACCCCGCCGCUCCUGCAAGCGGGUCUAGACAUGCAGAGCGGCAUGCUCCACGCAGAAGACAAAGACUUCACCACCGCCUUCUCCUAUUUUAUCGAGGCGCUGGAAGGCUACCACUCUCAAGAGGAAACAAGCAAAGCCACCUCCGCCCUGCAAUAUAUGCUCCUAUGCAAAAUCAUGCUCAAUGCUGUCAAUGAUGUUAACUCCUUACUUGCCUCCAAGCAAGCCCUGCGAUAUGCCGGCACGAGCCUCGAGGCCAUGAAAGCCGUUGCCCGCGCACACUCCAACCGCUCGCUGGAAGAGUACGAGAAAGCGCUGAAUGACUAUCGAUAUGAACUGGGCAGUGACGUGUUUAUCCGCAACCACCUCCGGCGCCUUUACGAUGCCAUGUUGGAACAGAACCUGAUUAAAGUCAUUGAGCCCUUUAGUAGGGUGGAGAUCGACCAUAUUGCCAAGAUGGUCGGGUUGGAUACACAGCAGGUGGAGAAGAAACUGUCACAGAUGAUUUUGGAUAAGGUCAUUAUAGGCGUGCUGGAUCAGGGGGCCGGUUGUCUAAUUGUCUUCGAUGAGGUGGAGAGAGACCAGGGUUAUGAUGCUGCACUCGAGACGCUGGAGAAACUUGGGAAUGUUGUGGAUGUUUUGUACACUAAUCAGGCGUCGAUGCUUGAGUAG